Erythranthe guttata (spotted monkey flower) is the source of this 349-nucleotide messenger RNA. The record is from RefSeq and is a predicted model, not a curated record. Lineage: Eukaryota; Viridiplantae; Streptophyta; Magnoliopsida; Lamiales; Phrymaceae.
UGUAUCUGAUAUAUAUAUAUAUAUAUGGCGGAUAUUGGAUGUAGAAAUUCGGCGGCGCGUGGGCAGCCGAACAGGCUGCAGAGGAGGGCGCCGGCUUCGUUGCAGAUCUCUCCGGUGACGGAUUGGAACGUGGCGAUACCGCUUUUGUCGCCGUUGGUUCAGUCGCCCUCCUCCAAUAAUCCGACAGCUGAGAUUAAGGAGUCGACGGCGGCGAAGCCGGUGGUGGUUAUGAAGAAGUGGCAGCACCCGGCGGCGCCGUUCUGCUACGAGCCGACGCCGUUUCUGCCCUUUGUAUGUAUAGGAAGUUUAGACAGAUGACAAUUUCCGGAGCCUUUUUUGUUUAUAUAUA